AUGUCGUCCUCCUUCGGCGAGAUGGACGACUCGUUCCGCGUCCUCUCCCUGCCACCUACAGCCACCGAGGCAGAGAUCAAAAAGGCGUACCGCAAGCUCUCAUUACGCUACCACCCGGAUAAAGCUGGCAAGGAUGUCGAUCCCAUCAAAGCUGCAGCUCGCUUUCACGAGAUCAAUCUCGCCUACGAGACGCUCAUGGAUCCUGCGGCGCGCGCGCGAGCAGUACAGAGAAACGCUGAGGAUGCAGCCAAGCGAGAAAGACAAGAACAGUAUCAAGGCAGGCGUCGUCAGAUGGCAGACGAGCUCGAGAGGAACGAGCAGCAGGCGUUGAGAAAACGUCAAGAUGCUGACAAAGCGGCGAGAGAACGUAUCGCCAAGAUCGCCGAGCUGCAAGCAGAGUCGCGCCGGUUGAUAAAACGCAAGCAGCAGGAGGCGGACGACAAGACACGGCAGACGAAUGAGGCUGCAGCGGAGAAGAGGAGCAAGGAAGAAGAGCGCGCCAAAGCCGAGAUCGAGCCGGAGCUGCAUCCGUUGGACAAGACCGUGAGGGUGCAGUUCCCCACCUCACAGCUGCCGCAGCUGACAGCGAGCGCCUCAGGAUCACUCGCAGCACCAAGCGACCCACUCACGACACCCUUGGCCAAGACGUUGCAGAGUCAAUUUGGAGAGCUAGAGCAUCUGCAAUUUCAGCUUCCAGCGUCCGGCAAGAAGAUCAAGAGGGAGCUGAUGGCGCUUGCCACUUUUAAGACGCUUGCCAGCGCGUGGCAAGCAGUGGCGACGGGAGGCGAGAUGCGAUGCACCGGUUUGCUCGAGGAAUGCUUCAUCGGCUGGGCCCAAUACACGAGAAACAGCGAGACGAAGGAAAAGGUCUACGUCGAGCCCAAGAGGGUGUCGUGGUACAAACAACGUGGUAUUCUGCGACCCAGCGACAUCGGACGAGUUCGACCGACUGUCAUGCCACUUGAUGACGCUCGAAUGGACCACACGCCACAAGAGUCGUCAUCCACAUCGGCCGUCUACUCAAAAGCAUACGAAGACCGCACAUUGCAACGACUCAGAGAUGCGAUACAGAAGUCCUCGCUCCCUCAAGCUCAAGCAGCUCAAUGA
Messenger RNA from Pseudozyma hubeiensis SY62, 1107 nucleotides. RefSeq lists its product as hypothetical. The transcript has a single exon. NCBI's taxonomy places the organism in Eukaryota, Fungi, Basidiomycota, Ustilaginomycetes, Ustilaginales, Ustilaginaceae. Gene Ontology annotation, cellular component: spliceosomal complex. Gene Ontology annotation, biological process: spliceosomal complex disassembly. The record is from RefSeq and is a predicted model, not a curated record. The coding region runs from base 1 to 1107 and encodes 368 amino acids.